UCUACAUAUUUCGCUGCAGGCUGAAAAAAAUGUCGUAAGUUUUUGUUCGAGAUGAUGAGAUUUUGAAUGUUGGACAUUUGGGCUAAAAGUUUUUCAGUCGUUGUACGAAUAUGAACAAACAAUAUUGAGGAAGGUUUAUGAAAGUGGUACCUAUGAUCCAACAGAACCUGGUAACUUACCAACUGCAAUCAGUGUGCUGAUGUUUGUGGAACAUAUCGAAGCUUUGAAUCAGGAGGAACAACUUAUGGAAAUGCAUUGCAGUCUUGUUCUGAGUUGGAGCGAUUCUCGUCUUACCUGGACAGCUGAAGAUUGGGGCGGUGUGAAGAAGAUUGUACGUAUGAAAUACGAAUUGCCAUACAUUUGGUAUCCGCAGUUGCAUUUUGCUGAACUAAAGCUAAAAAGUGAACAGAUUAUGCGAAAUUUCAACACACUUAUAGCCAUAACUAACGUUGGUGCAGUAUUUGUUCAGAUUGAGCUUACUUUAAAGACACCAUGUAUGUUUGACUUCAGCGAUUACCCGCAUGAUAAUCAAAGGUGCUCCCUAACUCUGCUUAAUCCGCGACCAUUAUCCGAAAUCAAGUUCUCACCUUUGACCUAUUUUGGAAAGCAUAACGAUAUGUUCGGAAGAAUUUCCAAUUCUGUCCUCAAAACCGGCGAAUUUAUCGUAACAGAUACUGCAGCUGAGCGGCUAUAUUACAGAUCACCAGGACUUGUAACAAGAAAUGAAACAGCUGUCACAUAUUUGGCUGGAACAGUGGCGGAUGUCAAACUGUCGCUUAUUUGGCUUAUGCUUUGCACAUUGAUACAAGUAGUCAACUACUCUCAAAUGACGGCAAAGUUACCUCCAGACUCUUCUAGAAUUCCACUAUGUGGUAAGACCUAUUUUACUACCAAAAAGUGA
Molecule: messenger RNA, 901 nt
Organism: Enterobius vermicularis (human pinworm)
Lineage: Eukaryota; Metazoa; Nematoda; Chromadorea; Rhabditida; Oxyuridae
Source: the annotation of a GenBank genome assembly